AAUGAUCUGAUAGAAAAUCCGAUCGGAAUAGACUUUGGAAUUCAGUCGAGUCGUAGACACUGUAAGGCGAUCAUCAUGUCGGUCGUCGGAUUGCUGGCCGGAAUCGGAGCCUUCUUCAAAGUGCGCCACUUGGCCGACAAGGCCGUCAUCGACAACCCCAUCUUCCGUCUUCACUAUCGCCUGACCAGCGCCCUCUUCUUCGCCUUUUGCGUUCUGACGACGGCCUUCGCCUUUUUCGGCAAACCCAUCGACUGCAUCAUCGACCCCGGAUUCUCCAGGCCGGACAUGUUCACUACCUACUGCUGGAUCCAGAGCACCUUCACUUUGAUCGGAAACAAAAACCAGCAGAGAGUCGGACAGGAUUUCGCCCAUCCGGGUGUCGGGCCGCAGUCUUCCGGCCACGAGAUGCGCCACCACAGUUACUACCAGUGGGUCCCGUGGAUGCUGUUCCUCCAGGGAGCCUUCUUCUACCUGCCGCACUGGAUCUGGAAGAGUUACGAAGGCGGGAGAUUCAAAAAUCUGACGGACGGCAGCCGCGGCCACAGCGUCGGAGCCGAAAGUGAACGCAAAACCCACUGCUCCGCACUGUUCCGCUACCUGGCGGAAACCAUCCGCAGCCACCGCAAUCUCGUCUACGUUUACGCCUUCUGCGAAGUGUUGAAUUUCGUCAACGUGGUGGGCAACAUUUACUUUGUCAAUCGGUUCUUCAAUGGCGCAUUUAUCGACUACGGGUCGCGGGUGUUGAGUUUGUCCAACGAAGACCAGGAGAACCGCACCGACGCCAUGAUCGAGAUCUUCCCGCGGAUGACCAAGUGCAGCCUCCACUACUACGGCUCUUCCGGAACCAUCCAGCUGUCCGACGCUCUAUGCAUCCUGCCGUUGAACAUCGUCAACGAGAAGAUCUACAUUUUCCUCUGGUUCUGGUUCAUCAUUUUGGCCGUCGUUUCCGGGCUGGCCGUCGCCUACCGGCUGGCCGUUUUCCUCUCGCCGUCGCUCCGCCUCUUUCUCAUCCGCCGCUUGGCGUCGCCGUCGUUGGACUCGUCCAAAAUGGUGGUUUCGCGCGUACCCUUUGGCGAUUUCUUUGUCCUGCACAUGCUGGGCAAAAAUCUGGAGGGUUUCUUGUUCAACAACUUGAUCGACGAAAUGGCCGUCCACCUGAGCAACACCCACCCGGACGAGACGAGCCGACCCAACCGAUUCACGCGCCAAAAUUCGAAAUUGUCCGAAAUGGUGUCCAACGCCGGAAGGAGAGCCAGCGAAUCGGCCGGCAAAACCAAUUAUUUGCCAUUGGAUGAAUAUCCCACCAAAGUCGUCAAUUAAGUCAUCAUUCACAAAAUUAUUCCUUCCUUUUUAAUUUUAAUUUUU
This is a messenger RNA of Daphnia pulex (common water flea), 1365 nucleotides long. RefSeq names its product innexin inx3-like. Gene Ontology annotation, biological process: phototransduction. The record is from RefSeq and is a predicted model, not a curated record. Bases 76 to 1320 code for a protein of 414 amino acids. NCBI's taxonomy places the organism in Eukaryota, Metazoa, Arthropoda, Branchiopoda, Diplostraca, Daphniidae. Gene Ontology annotation, molecular function: gap junction channel activity. Gene Ontology annotation, cellular component: plasma membrane; gap junction. The transcript is spliced from 2 exons.